AUGGAUGCCAGGGUGGCCCUGCUGCACCUCUGGGCAGUCCUUGUCCUCCUGACAACUGAGCUGAAGUGGAUUGAUGCUGCAGAGGUCUACACCAACGCUUGGGCUGUCCAGAUCGUUGCCGGGCCAGAGGAGGCCGACCGCAUCGCCAGGGAACAUGGCUUCACCAACCUCGGCAAUGUUUUUGGAGAUUAUUAUCACUUCAGGCAUCAUGCCGUGGAGAAGAGGGCUUUGUCCGGCCACAGGGGGAUGCACAUCAGACUCCAGAAAGAACCCCAGGUCCUGUGGAUGGAGCAGCAAGUGGUGAGGAAAAGGAAGAGGAGGGAUGUGUUUGAAGACCCAACAGACCCUGAUUUCCCCAAGCAGUGGUACCUGACCACCCCAUCGCAUCAAGACCUGAAUACCAAAGUGGCCUGGGCUCAGGGCUUCACAGGAAGAGGCGUUGUGGUGACAAUCCUGGACGACGGCAUCGAGAAAGACCAUCCUGAUCUCAUCAAUAAUUAUGACCCUGAGGCCAGCUAUGAUGUGAACGAUGGAGACUCUGAUCCCCAACCAAGAUACACACAGCGAAAUGAGAACAGACACGGGACCCGAUGUGCAGGAGAAGUCGCGGCUGCAGCCAACAACGGUGUGUGUGGUGUGGGCGUGGCUUAUAAUGCUAAAAUUGGAGGAGUUCGUAUGUUGGAUGGGGAGGUGACAGACAUGGUUGAGGCUCAUUCCCUUAGUCUCAACCCGCAGCACAUCCACAUCUACAGCGCCAGCUGGGGCCCAGAAGACGAUGGCAAGUCGCUGGACGGCCCUGCCAAGCUGGCCAAGGAGGCUUUUCUCCAGGGAAUCACCAAGGGACGCGGCGGACUGGGCUCCAUCUUCGUGUGGGCCUCUGGUAACGGCGGCCGCGAGCAGGACAGCUGCAACUGCGACGGCUACACAAACAGCAUUUACACCCUGUCCAUCAGCAGCACCACGCAGGCCGGCAACGUGCCGUGGUACAGCGAGCCCUGCUCCUCCACGCUCGCCUCCACCUUCAGCUCCGGAAACCCAGGGGAGAAACAGAUAGUGACCACGGACCUCAGGCAGAAAUGCACGGACAGUCACACGGGGACGUCUGCCUCCGCCCCACUGGCUGCUGGGAUCAUCGCUCUGGCUCUGGAGGCCAACAUGAACCUGACCUGGAGGGACAUGCAGCACCUGGUGGUGAGGACGUCCCGGCCCGCACACCUCAGCGCCGGAGACUGGAAGACCAACGGAGUGGGACGCAGAGUGAGUCAUUCCUACGGUUACGGGCUCCUGGAUGCUGGCGUUAUGGUUUCUUUGGCACAGAACUGGUCGACACUGGGGCCACAGAACCAGUGUGUUCACACCAUGCUCACAGAGCCGAGAGACAUCGGAAACAAGCUGGUGUUCAGCAAGAGUGUGGAUGCCUGCUGGGGACGGCCCGAGUACGUCAGCUCUCUGGAACACGCUCAGGCUCGCCUCACUCUCUCCCACAACCAGAGGGGAAAAUUGGCCAUUCAUCUCAUCAGCCCACUGGGCACACGCUCCACCCUGCUGUUCCCCAGGCCCAAUGACUUCUCCUCGGAGGGAUUCAACGACUGGGCCUUCAUGACCACCCACUCGUGGGACGAGGAUCCUCAAGGGGAAUGGACCCUGGAAAUUGAAAAUGUGGCGGCUAACGGACGAGACUAUGGUGUGCUGACUCAGUUCACCCUCCUCCUGUGGGGCACUGGCCCCAGUGUCGUCAACCCCUCGUCGUCCGAUUUCCCUCGACCGUCCAACAACAGCUGCAAGACCUUCGACGCCCAGCAGAUCUGCAUCGAGUGCAGCCCCGGCUUCUCCCUCUUCCUCCAGGGUUGUGUGAAGUUGUGUCCUCCGGGCUUCACGUCGGGGCCGCAGCUGCUCAACCUCUCCCUGGAGAACUGGGUGGACCUGUCCUCCAUCCAGGCCUGUCUCCCCUGCAACCCCUCCUGCCUCACCUGCUCUGGCCCCGGCCCCACAGACUGCCUGUCCUGCCCCCCUCACACCCACCUGGUCCUCACCUCCUGCCUGCACCAGAACCAGGUCCAGCGGAAGUCCCCUCCAUCCGGGGGUCUCCAGGGAGACGCAGUCCAGCCGCACCAGGAGAUCCCGGCCGCUGUAGACAACAACGUCCAAGAGGGCGAGGAACCCCCGGGGCUCAGCGCCACUCCGUCCACUCAGCUGCCCGUCGUGGUGGCCGUGCUCAGCUGUGCCUUCAUCCUGGCUGCCUUCGGGGGGGUCUUCCUCCUGCUGCAGAUGCGCUCGGGUGGCGCCGCGCUGGGCUGGAGGACCAAACUGCCCUCUCUGUUUUCAGAGACGAGGGGGGUGCGGGUGGGUUUUGGUUUUGGCUUCGGCCAAGGACGGGAGAGGAAGACGCGGAUAUGUUACAAGGGGAUCCCCACUGUGUGGGGGGACGAGGACAUGGUCGCCUACGAGUCUGAAUCAGACAGCGAGGAAGUGGACAGGAACGGCGAGAGGACACAUUUCAUCAAGACGCAGAGCUCCAUCUAG
Molecule: messenger RNA, 2523 nt
Organism: Limanda limanda (common dab)
Lineage: Eukaryota; Metazoa; Chordata; Actinopteri; Pleuronectiformes; Pleuronectidae
Gene: furinb
Product: furin (paired basic amino acid cleaving enzyme) b
Exons: 15
Coding region: 1-2523 (840 amino acids)
Biological process (GO): peptide hormone processing
Cellular component (GO): Golgi membrane; trans-Golgi network
Molecular function (GO): serine-type endopeptidase activity
Source: RefSeq, a predicted model, not a curated record